CGCCCGCCCCUUCCCGCUGCCCACGGGCGAUCCGCCGGGCGCGCCUCGUCCCCCGGGCCGCCGACCCCCGGCCCCGGGCUCUCCCCCCUUUCUCCUCCUCCUUCUCCUUCUCCUCUCCCCUUCCCCUCUCCCUCCCCUUUCCUGGCCGGGCUGCGCCCCCCCGGCCGGCCCCGGCAUGAGCAUCUCCAUCCCGGCGGGGCUGACGGAGCUGCUGCAGGGCUUCACGGUAGAGGUGCUGCGGAGCCAGCCCGGGGACCUGCUGGAGUUCGCCCUCCAGUACUUCGGGCGCCUCAAGGAAGAGGCGGCGACCGCCAAGGCGGCGGCGGAGAAGGAGCCGAGCGGCCGCAGAGCAGGCACCGGCCAUGACAGGGGCACCCAGCCGCCUCGCCGGGGCCCCCCCGACGCCCGCGGGGUCAACUUCGCCGAGGAGCCCAUGCAGACCGACUCCGAGAGCGGCGAGGACGAGCAGCCGCCGCCGCCGCCGCCGCCGCAGCAGUUCCCGGCUCCAGCGGUAAACAGAUUCACCAGACGUGCAUCAGUGUGUGCAGAAGCUUACAAUCCUGAUGAGGAAGAGGACGACGCAGAAUCUAGGAUUAUUCACCCCAAAACAGAUGAUCAAAGAAACAGACUGCAGGAGGCGUGCAAGGACAUCCUUCUUUUUAAGAACCUAGAUCCGGAACAGAUGUCUCAGGUGUUAGAUGCGAUGUUUGAAAAGAUGGUUGAAGGAGGGGAACAUGUGAUUGAUCAAGGGGAUGAUGGUGACAAUUUCUACGUCAUUGACAGAGGUACAUAUGAUAUUUAUGUAAAAUGUGAUGGUGUUGGGAGAUGUGUUGGAACCUAUGAUAACCGAGGAUGUUUUGGUGAGUUGGCCUUAAUGUACAACACACCCAGAGCAGCUACAAUUAUAGCUACCUCUCCUGGUUCCAUCUGGGGUUUGGAUAGGGUAACAUUCCGAAGAAUCAUUGUAAAAAACAAUGCCAAAAAGAGAAGAAUGUAUGAAAGUUUUAUUGAGUCAUUGCCAUUCCUUAAAUCUUUAGAAGUGUCUGAGCGUUUAAAAGUGGUUGAUGUGAUUGGUACCAAAGUGUACAAAGAUGGAGAACAAAUCAUUGCUCAGGGUGACUUGGCUGAUUCUUUCUUUAUUGUGGAAUCUGGAGAAGUAAGGAUUAUAAUGACAAGGAAGGGUAAACAAGAUCUAGAAGAGAAUGGAGCAGUAGAAAUAGCUCGAUGCUCAAGAGGACAGUAUUUUGGAGAACUUGCUCUUGUAACUAACAAACCCCGAGCUGCUUCUGCAUUUGCUCUUGGCACUGUCAAAUGUUUAGUUAUGGAUGUGCAGGCAUUUGAAAGGCUUUUGGGACCUUGUAUGGAAAUUCUGAAAAGGAACAUUGCAAACUAUGAAGAGCAGCUCGUUGCUCUUUUUGGAACAAACAUGGACAUUGCUGACACCAGUGCAUGAACUAAACAUUGGAGCAACAAGAUCUGUUAUGAGAAUAUAGCACAGUAGUGGUUAGUCCACUGAGAAAUUGUCUCUCUUCCUAUAGAUGCCAAGCAUUUUCUGUGAUUUUAAGAAUGGGAUUGGGGUUUUUUGGUUUGGUUUGCUCUUGGUUGGGUGGUUCUUUCGUUUUUGUUUAUUUCGUUGUUUUUUUUUUUAAAUUAUGACAGUGGAAAUACUAGUUAAGAAAAUAGCAAUUCAAAGAAUUGAGGGCUUGAUUUUUAAAAGUGCUCAGAAUCGAUGGUUCCAUCUGAUACAAAGACAUCCCGUAGUAGCACAGUACCUUUGAAAAUCAAGUCCUUGAACACAGCAUUUCCUUAAAGAAUAGAUUUUUUAAAAAAAACCCACAUGUGAUGAACUUGUUAAACCAGCUUCUGUUCUUCAAAAAGGUUACAUCUUUUCUGGAAAGACUGUUAGUUUGAAUGUGAUAUGUUGAAAGUAUUAGUGCACACAAAGUGUUUAUAUGUAUUAAUACAGAAGAUAUACAGUAGAUAUUACUUUUUGACUAUUACAGUUGUCAUGAUUUUAUGUUGCAUUUAUCACAGAUGUAGUGAAUCACAAGAUUAAUCAUAAGAUAAAGCAUGACAAUGCGUUUUGUGUAACGCUCAUGACCCAAAUCUGGUUUUUAACAUUUCAUAAUUUGUUUUAAAGUCCUCUUUGUUUAAUAUGUCAUGUUUCAGCACGACAUUGUAAUAUCUUAUGCAAUUUAGAGGACUUGUAUAUUUUUGCAAUAAACUGCAUUUUUUAUUAGUUACAUGAAUUCUGUACAUGAGUGAGGACAGCUGACAAAUUUACCUUAAUGCUUUCAAAGCAAAGGCAUGGGUCAUUGUCAUGUUCUACCUAAUCAUACAUAACCUAUAUUGUUUUCCUUCUCCCUUGUUUUAUAUUUAUGCAUUUUGUCUUCUCUAUUUAUGCUUGUUCUCUAGUAAAUUUUUUUUUUAGGUAUCACCUUUUUUACUGUUAAAUCUGUUUCAAGUGAAAUUAUCUCUGUAUAUCUCUCUUCCUGCAGUCUAAUCUUAGCUAUCAAAGAUCUGAGUCAAUUACUGAAGUGAUUGAUAUCAAAAGCCAUGCUAAACUAAGCUUGUCCUUGAAAAUCCUUAACAGGAAGUGCAAAAAUAUUUUUAAUUUGAAAGAUCAGUACUUCCAAAGCUUUGCACACAUCUGUUAUCCUUAAAGCUAACAUGUCUUGCUUUCAAAAACCUGUAGGUCAUCAUGAAAUAAUGUUUUCAGCCAUAAUAGCAUGGGAUACCUUCUGAGACUGAGGAGAGAGAAUAUCAUCUUAAUUAUGAGCACAGGGCUCAUUGCUUACGAGGGUCUGUGACUGGAAAUUUCAGGCACAGUCCAAUUUCAAUCCUGCUUACUGACCUGUCUGUUGAUGUUCAUGGACAGCCAGUGCACAUACUGGCGAUGGGCAGCUCUGCCAAAAUGACACUGCAAGAGUUGUAGGAAGGCUGCUUGUGCCCUGAUUCAAACACCUGAAUUAUAACAUCUUUCCUUCUUAGAUACUGACUUUUCUAAUGCCAUAUAUUUGUGUAUGUUGAUGUAAUCAUUAUGCUGCAGUUAGUGAUAUGUUCUGACAAUUAAUAUAAUCAUACAUGUAUAUGAAAUUAUGAUUAUAUAAUAUAACAAUAUAUAAUUUAUAUCAUAUAAUAUGGUAUAAAUUAUAAAUCAGAUUCCUAACAAAAUACAAUCUGAACAAAAUUUACAAAUGUAUUUUUUUUUACCUAGAAACCUGGUAUGAAUAAUUGCACAUAUGAUAACUUGCCUUUGUACUUUUGAUUUAUGGGAAAAAGAGAAGCCUGUUAUACUAGAAGGAAAUAUCAGGUGACCAAAAUCUACACUCUUGUCAUUCUGUAUGCUUAAUCUCUAAAAGCUACCUAUAUUUUGCACUGGCUUAAUGUGAUUAAGAAAAAUGCUAGAAAUUACUUGUAUGGCAGUAAACUACAAUCAAGGCCAUAAAUGCCAGUCAUGAUAUUUUCAAUAUUGUUGGUUAUAUUUAAAGUUUCCUUACAAUAAACAACACUUUUAUAUAUAAAAAUCUACAUUUAUUGAUAUUGUUUUUGUCUUUUAAUUCUAUUACCAUAAAGUUACAAGUGACCUAUUUAUGUUCAUUUAUUAAAAAAAAAAUCAUAAUUCUUAACACUUUCAUGCUGAUUUUCAUAAAUGGCAUUAUGUGGAUGCUCUGUCUACUCAGAACAGACAACACGUUGAUGCAGUAAUUGUCAUAAUUACUUUAUUUAAUGAUUUGCUUGUAGUUUAUAGCUGGGAAAAAGCUGUGGAGUAACAAAUUUAGGAUAAUCAGAGACUGGGUUUUCUGAGUCCCAAAAUACAGUUUCAUGUUGCAGCAGUUUUACUGUGUUGCUGUUGAGCACUGAAUGAUUUCUGAAAUUUUCUUUGUUGAUAAAUUCAGGGGGGCUGAACCGACAGUAACAUGUUAUCACUCUUCAAAUUUCAUCCAAAUCAUUAUAUCCUUCCUCUUUUUCCUGGUUCUCUUCAUAUGUACACUUCAAACAUGCUAGGCUUCAUGUCAUAAAUGUGGUGAGUGUUAAUCCUAAGAAUGAAAUCAUAUCAAGUUACUGAUUUUUUUUUACAGACCUUUCAAUAAAAAGUAGACAAUGCUAAUAAUUUUAAACAA
Molecule: messenger RNA, 4124 nt
Organism: Parus major (Great Tit)
Lineage: Eukaryota; Metazoa; Chordata; Aves; Passeriformes; Paridae
Gene: PRKAR2B
Product: protein kinase cAMP-dependent type II regulatory subunit beta
Exons: 11
Coding region: 176-1453 (425 amino acids)
Biological process (GO): regulation of protein phosphorylation
Cellular component (GO): cAMP-dependent protein kinase complex
Molecular function (GO): cAMP-dependent protein kinase regulator activity
Source: RefSeq, a predicted model, not a curated record